AAAAUGUCACAGGUCAGGUUAAUCAUUCACUACAAGUUACAAAGGUCAUCAUGGAAGUAAAGAUACAAGUUCUGACUUAGCACCUCGGAAUUAAUUUCGUAUUGUCGUUGUUGCCGCUGAAAAGAGCAUGCAUUUUUGUUUCUUUCAACCUUUCUAGAGGUUUACCAACGAAAGCUCACCUGCAUAAAAUGCUCCAAAUAGAAUGACCUCUUGACUAACAUUUCAAGCACAAAAUGGCGGCAGCAGACGUGCUAGUUGUAAGGCAUUCGGUUGUCUCUCUCGCUGUCGCUGUCCUGUUCGUGACGUUCCCCCAUGUUUCUGCCACACGGGAUCCUCCGCACGAGACGCGUUACUUCAACCAGUAUCUGGACCACUUUAACUACGCCAGCCACGGAGCUGAGACAUUCCAGGAAAGGGUACUCGUUUCUGACGCAUUCUGGAGAAAGGAAGGUCCCAUCUUUUUCUACACCGGGAACGAGGGACCCAUCACGAGCAUAUGGAACGAGGUUGGGUUCAUCAAGGAUCUAGCGGAGAAGUUUGAAGCUCUGAUCGUCUUUGCAGAACAUCGAUAUUAUGGAGAGUCCCUUCCAUUCGGAGAAACUACCUUCAACAAAGAGAACAUGGGUCUGCUGACAGUAGAGCAGGCGUUGGCGGACUAUGCAGUUCUCAUCACCAACCUCACAGCUUCCUAUUGUGAGGACCCGGAUGUGUGUCCCGUCAUCGCUUUCGGCGGCAGUUAUGGCGGGGUUCUGAGCGCCUUCAUGAGGCUGAAGUACCCGAACCUGGUGGCCGGGGCGCUCGCCUCCAGCGCAAAUGUGUACAUGUCCGCUGGUCUCACACCGGGGAACGAGCUCUUCCAGGAUGUGACAGAGGAUUUCCGCAGGUACAACCCUAGGUGUCCGGAGAGGGUCAGAGAAGGUUUCGCUGAGAUGGAGCGGCUGGCAGGCCAGGGGAAACAAGGCCUACAUGAGAUCUCCAGCAGAAUGCGUCUGUGUUCUCCCCUACAACACCAUGCCGACCUGGUAAACAUGUACCGCUGGGUGCGGGAGGCCUUUACCGUGCUCGCUAUGGAGGACCUUCCCUACUCUAUAUCUAACGGACCGUCCCUACCAGCAUACCCUGUAAACGCAUCAUGUGAUCUUCUGUUGAAGGCCUCAGACGGAAUAGAGGGAAUCCUGCAGGCUGUCGGUAUGUUGUACAACUUUACGUCGAACCUGACCUGCUUUGACCUCCAUCGGGAUUUCGUGCCGUGUGCAGACCCGACUGGUUGUUCGCUGAUGCCGGGUGCUCAAGCCUGGGACUACCAGACGUGUACAGAGAUCAGCCUGUUGGAGAGCACGAAUAACGUGACGGACAUGUUCCCGCCUGACGCCUUCACGGAGGAGACCAGAGCCGCGCACUGCUGGCAGCGGUGGGGCGUCACCCCUAGGCCGGGCUGGCUGGCCACCCAGUUCUGGGGAAAAGACCUCAAGCCGUCCAGUAACAUCAUCUUCUCAAACGGCGACCUGGACCCCUGGCGGAGGGGUGGCGUACUGCAGAACGUGUCGUCUUCCAUCGUUGCCAUGGUGAUCGAGGGAGGAGCUCACAUGAUGGAUCUUAGGGUCCCAAACCCCGCUGAUCCACAGUCCGUGAUACAUGUUCGACAACAGGAGGCUUAUCUGAUUGGACGAUGGAUCAGGGAGGCAACCAAUCAGAGAGAGUGAAGAGUUGAAGACUAGUCUUAGUGAUUGCAAACUGGUGUUUACACACUAGUGACUGAACACUCGUGAUUGCACACUAUUAGCAGUCUCCAGUAGACUCUGUGGUUACUAGACAAUAUUUUAAACUCCACAGAGGAUUAGAGUUAGCAUUUGCAACAACGGUGCUCUAAGCACUCUAAUUCAACCUACGUUGGCGUAUUUCUACUAUCUAUCAGUCCGUUAAGAGGGCCCGUAAAGACUACAUUAUUUUUACCUAGCUGUACGGGUGUCUUUUAUUGUAGAGUACCAUGGGGUGACGUCAAUAUCUAUAAAGUUCCCAUAUACUGGUGAUUUUUAGAUGAAGUGAUUUCAUCCCACAGUAUGCAGUUAAAAAGAAAACGAUAAGGAAACAAUGAUAAGGUUGGAAAAGACCAUGAAUGUCUCGUUCAACGACAGAAAAGAAAAAGUUGAUGCCUUAAUAUGCAGAAGUUACACGUCUUGAAGAUAAUCUUCAACACAUA
Messenger RNA from Branchiostoma floridae (Florida lancelet), 2200 nucleotides. Its product is annotated as dipeptidyl peptidase 2-like. Gene Ontology annotation, biological process: proteolysis. Gene Ontology annotation, molecular function: dipeptidyl-peptidase activity; serine-type exopeptidase activity. NCBI's taxonomy places the organism in Eukaryota, Metazoa, Chordata, Leptocardii, Amphioxiformes, Branchiostomatidae. The transcript has 11 exons. The record is from RefSeq and is a predicted model, not a curated record. The coding region runs from base 234 to 1703 and encodes 489 amino acids. Gene Ontology annotation, cellular component: vesicle.